AUGACGCAAGUGGAGAAAGUAAAGGAAGGACAAGGGAGUAGUGUGCAGCACGGUCCAGCACAGCCCUGUUGUUUGAGGUCCAUAGUCCAGACCUCCCUCGCGCCAGGAAAGGAUCCGGGUGCGUGCGCCAUGACCAGUGCAAGGCACCAGUCAGCACGCAGCGAGGCCGCGCCCGGAUCCACCGGUUCGAGCUCAACGGGGCAAUGGAGGGCCAGAGCGGCCCUCCACCGUCGCCUCACUUUCGAAAAGACGGUGAAAUCAGCAGAGCGGGUGAGUGGCAAGCACUCCCUACCCACCUCCCCCCAGGCCUAUUGCCACAGCUGGGCGCCCCGGUGA
Molecule: messenger RNA, 336 nt
Organism: Penicillium lagena
Lineage: Eukaryota; Fungi; Ascomycota; Eurotiomycetes; Eurotiales; Aspergillaceae
Exons: 1
Coding region: 1-336 (111 amino acids)
Source: RefSeq, a predicted model, not a curated record